AUGGCGGAAAACAAAGGAGGCGGCGGCGGCGGCGAUGGGGCUGCCGAGGCCGGGCCGGGUGGCGGCUGCGGCCCGGAGCCCGUGGCCGCGUCCCCCUCCGGCGCCGCCCCGCCCGCGCCCGCCGCCGCGCCCCCCGAGGAGCGGGAGAGCCCGGGCGCGGCGGCGGCGGCAGAGCGCGCUCUCGGGGAGGCCGAGGCCGAGGCGGCGGCGGGGCCCGGCGCGGUUCCGGGCCCGGGCCCCAGCCCCGUGCCCCCGCUGACGCCGGCGGCGCCCGGGCCCUUCUCGCUGCUGGACACCUGCGCCGUGUGCGCGCAGAGCCUGCAGAGCCGGCGCGAGGCCGAGCCCAAGCUGCUGCCCUGCCUGCACUCCUUCUGCCGCCGCUGCCUGCCCGAGCCCGAGCGGCAGCUCAGCGUGCCCGUGCCCGGCGGCGCCAACGGCGACAUACAGCAAGUUGGUGUAAUCAGAUGUCCGAUAUGCCGCCAAGAAUGCAGACAGAUAGAUCUGGUGGAUAACUACUUUGUAAAAGACACAUCAGAAACACCGAGCAGCUCUGAUGAGAAAUCAGAACAGGUGUGCACAAGCUGUGAAGAUAAUGCUAGUGCUGUAGGAUUUUGUGUAGAAUGUGGGGAAUGGUUGUGCAAGACCUGCAUAGAAGCUCAUCAGCGAGUAAAAUUUACUAAAGAUCAUAUGAUCAGAAAAAAAGAGGAUGUAUCUUCAGAGGCCGUGGGAGCAUCUGGUCAACGUCCUGUUUUCUGUCCUGUCCACAAACAAGAGCAGUUAAAACUUUUCUGUGAAACAUGUGACAGGCUGACAUGCAGAGACUGUCAGUUACUGGAACACAAAGAACACAGGUAUCAGUUUCUAGAAGAAGCUUUCCAGAACCAGAAGGGUGCAAUCGAGAACCUGUUGGCCAAACUUCUUGAGAAGAAAAAUUAUGUAAAUUUUGCAGCUACCCAAGUUCAGAACAGGAUAAAAGAAGUAAAUGAAACUAACAAACGAGUAGAACAGGAAAUCAAAGUGGCCAUAUUCACGCUCAUCAAUGAAAUCAAUAAAAAGGGAAAAUCUCUCUUACAGCACCUUGAGAAUGUAACAAAGGAGAGACAGAUGAAGUUAAUACAACAACAGAAUGACAUCACUGGCCUUUCGCGACAAGUGAAGCAUGUGAUGAACUUUACUAAUUGGGCUAUUGCAAGUGGCAGCAGUACUGCUUUACUGUACAGUAAACGACUGAUAACAUUCCAGUUACGUCAUAUUUUAAAGGCACGUUGCGAUCCUGUCCCAGCUGCCAAUGGAGCAAUACGGUUCCAUUGUGACCCUACAUUCUGGGCAAAGAAUGUCGUCAAUUUAGGUAACCUUGUUAUUGAAAAUAAACCAACUCCUAGUUACACUCCCAAUGUAGUGGUUGGACAAGCUCCUCCAGGAACAAACCACGUCAGCAAAACUCCAGGACAAAUCAAUCUAGCACAGCUUCGACUUCAACAUAUGCAGCAACAGGUGUAUGCACAAAAACAUCAGCAACUGCAGCAGAUGAGGAUGGGACAGCCAUCUGGGUCAGUUCCCAGACAGACAGGUCCUCAAAUCUUACAGCAGCAGCCUCCCAGGUUGAUCAGCAUGCAGACCAUGCAGAGGGGUAACAUGAACUGUGGGGCUUUCCAAGCACAUCAGAUGAGAAUGGCUCAGAAUGCUGCUCGUAUACCAGGAAUACCACGCCACAAUGGACCACAAUACUCCAUGAUGCAACCUCACCUUCAAAGACAACAUUCUAACCCGGGACAUGCGGGGCCUUUUCCAGUUGUUUCUGUGCACAACAACACUAUUAAUCCAACUAGUCCCACUACUGCAACAAUGGCAAGUGCAAACCGUGGUCCAACAAGUCCAUCUGUUACAGCAAUUGAACUCAUUCCUUCUGUAACAAAUCCGGAGAAUUUACCUUCCCUGCCAGAUAUCCCACCCAUCCAGCUUGAAGAUGCUGGUUCAAGUAGUUUGGAUAACCUUUUAAGUAGAUAUAUCACAGGCAGCCACCUACCCCCGCAACCUACAAGUACAAUGAAUCCCUCCCCAGGGCCUUCAGCUCUGUCUCCAGGGUCAUCAGGCUUAUCCAACUCCCACACUCCUGUGAGGCCACCUAGUACCUCCAGCACAGGUAGCAGAGGAAGCUGUGGCUCCUCGGGCAGAACAGCUGAGAAAACUAGUGUUAACUUCAAGUCUGACCAAGUGAAAGUCAAGCAAGAACCAGGGACAGAGGAAGAGAUAUGCAGUUUCUCAGGCACAGUAAAACAGGAGAAAACCGAGGAUGGCAGAAGGAGUGCUUGCAUGCUUAGCAGUCCUGAGAGCAGCUUGACACCACCACUAUCCACUAACUUGCAUCUGGAGAGUGAGUUGGAAGCAUUAGGAAGUCUCGAAAACCAUGUAAAAACCGAGCCAGGAGAUUUAAGUGAAAGUUGCAAGCAGUCUGGACAUAGCCUUCUAAAUGGAAAAUCCCCAAUGCGGAGUCUAAUGCAUCGAUCAGCUAGAAUUGGAGGAGAAGGCAAUAAUAAAGAUGAUGAUCCAAAUGAAGACUGGUGUGCAGUAUGCCAAAAUGGAGGGGAUCUGUUAUGUUGUGAAAAGUGCCCAAAAGUGUUUCAUCUAACUUGUCAUGUACCAACACUCCUCAGCUUUCCAAGUGGAGAGUGGAUAUGUACAUUCUGCAGAGAUCUAAGCAAACCAGAAGUAGAAUAUGAUUGUGACAAUUCGCAACACAGCAAGAAAGGGAAAACAGCACAAGGCCUGAGUCCUGUGGACCAAAGGAAAUGUGAACGUCUCCUGCUUUACCUGUAUUGUCAUGAACUGAGCAUUGAAUUUCAAGAGCCAGUCCCAGCCUCGAUACCAAACUACUAUAAAAUUAUAAAGAAACCCAUGGAUUUAUCUACAGUUAAAAAGAAACUGCAAAAGAAGCAUUCCCAACAUUACCAGACUCCUGAGGAUUUUGUGGCAGAUGUCCGGUUGAUCUUCAAGAACUGUGAAAGGUUUAAUGAAAUGAUGAAAGUUGUUCAAGUUUAUGCAGAAACACAAGAGAUUAAUUUGAAGGCUGAUUCAGAAGUAGCACAGGCAGGGAAGGCAGUUGCAUUAUACUUUGAAGAUAAACUUACAGAGAUCUACCCAGACAGGACCUUCCAGCCUUUGCCUGAAUUUGAGCAGGAAGAGGAUGAUGGUGAAAUAACUGAGGACUCCGAUGAAGAUUUUAUACAACCACGUAGAAAACGCCUAAAAUCAGAUGAGAGACCAGUGCAUAUAAAGUAAUCUAAUUAUAUGGACCUUAAAUUUAUUGUAAAAACUGUUACUUAAGUGUUUCUGGAAUAUUACCAUGCCUACAGUGGCCGUCUUGAAGAAGCUGGUAGCUUUUUAAACAGUAUUAGACUACAAAAAAAAAAAUAAACCACACUUGUACAGAAAGGCAUCAAAAGGGGAAAAACUGUAUCGUGAAUUUUUGGUGUUUUUUUUCCUUGAUUAUUUUGUUUCCUUUUUUUUCCUGAUGGAGGGGACAUGCUCAUCCUGGUCUCAGAUAGAGGUGAAUGAAUGUUGAAGAGAAGCAGAUUUGAUAAAGAGAUUUUCCAUGUACAGAUGAGACUGCUUAGUAAAAUGUUCUGCAGGACUGGACCAAUACAGUUACUGUAUCUUAUUUUCAUGCUGAACUACAGUGUAAACUGUAAGCAACGUUCCUGAAAUCCCCUUUGUGUGAACCUAAGUGUGUGUUGGGUCAUUGCUUUUAUCAUCUCAUUUAAGUGGUAUUGUGAAUAACUGAUCUUCUGUGUUGAUCCAGUUACCUAAAUUUGACUUUCUUUACUACAUUUUAUGUAUAGCAAAAGAAAAAAAAUCAUUAAACUGUUCUGAAUUGGCAAGUGCAGGAGUGUGAGUUCUUGACAGGUGCAAGACUAAACUGGCUGUUGCAACAAUUGCUUUUCAGUAAGCCUAGGUGUAUUUAUUACAAAUCCUGUACACAGAACGUUUUAAUAGCAUUCGUGGCACAAGUCCUCAUGUUAUAUCAUCUGUCCCUGAUCUCCCUAAUGAGGCAGAAUGUUAUUAUCUUCAGUAUUUGUUACGAAUUUUCUGUACUUGAAGAGGUAAUAAAUAACUGGUUGGGGUGUUUUUCCAGUCUUCCUAAAUAUCAGUUUCUAAUAGACCACUUGGCAAACAAUAACCUAGUAACUACCAAAUGUGUAAAAUUUCCUGUAUUCACUUUGUCUUAUUUGUAAAUAGUGAACUGAGAUUUCUUGCAGAUCAGCAACAUUUGCUGAACUGUUUUUAAGCUAAUAUGUAUUCUUAUUAAUUGUUCCUAUCAAGAAAAGAUUUGUAAUAUAUGCUAUUUCUAACAUUGCAUUAAUUUUGAGGUUCUAUCUUACUUUUUAUUAGAGUACUACUCAGAACUUUCUUCAGAAACAACUUGUGAGCAAAAUGUCUAGAAAGAUUGGAAUGAACCUGUUCAGAUUGGGUAACUUGUCCUUCUGUGGAACAAAGCACUUGCACAGGCCAGGAUUUGGCGUUGAGUGGUUUCUGGUCAAAUACUGAAAACAGGUCAAUUUCCCUAUUCCUCUAAACCCUGCGGCAGGCAUCUCUGCUGUGCCUUCCCAUUGCACACUGUUCAUUCUAGCAUUUCUGCUUGGAAAUGAGGUCAUCACAAAGUAUUUACACUUUCAACAGUUAUUUCCUUCUUUACUGACAGAAAUCAAUACUAGAACUAAAAUGUAAUUUCUGGCCUUCAUAUAGAUCUUGUUAAAAGUAAAAAAACAAAAACAAAACAAAAAACAAAACCAAAAUCGUGUAAUCAAAUGAGGUCAAGCUGGCAGACUAUAAAUUUGCCAUUAAGAUUUUGUAUGAAGCAUGGGCAAUUCCUGUGACUGUUCAUUGUCUGUACUUUACUAUAAUAAUGGUAAAGAUCAGUAAAACACUGAUGUUUAUGCAAACCACUUGAGAUUGAUUUCUUUUUAUAGUAACAAAGUAGAUGUACAUUGUGACCAUACCUCUCUUACAAUAAAUAAGGGGACAGAAGGUAUUUGAAACUUCAAUCUCACUUUAAAUAAUACAAACAAUACAGUUGAGACAAACUUUUUUUUUCAUUUCUAAGACAUUAAUAUAGUGUCAGCUUAAGUUUAGUUUUUACCAGUUGGAUGCAAAAGGAAGUUAUCCUGCUUAAAUAUGUAUUAUAUUAACAUAUAGCCCAUAGAAAAGGAUGUGUGAAUAGGACACUAAUCGUAACAAGGGAUCAUUUAAUGGCUCUGUGUAUUGCCUACUUAUGCAUUUCUAGUUUCUCAUUUUCAUUUUGGAAAAGAAUAUUAUUAAAAUUAAAAUGAAAAUAAGAUACUUGUGAAUUUUCUUCAAUUGGGGUUACUAUUUUUAUGGUGCUUAUGCACUCCAGGUUCUGUACCUUCGGGCCUCAACUUCUUAACUGUUCACUUUGUGAGGCACCAGUCACUGACUGCAGAUACCUACUGCCUGAACUGAAGCAUAGGACAAGCAUGGUGGUAUCCUAGACUCGGUCACAGAGUGGGAGAAGGACUACAGCACAAAACUGUUGUUCAGGGGAAGCGUGUGCACCCUGGCUGCUGCAAGGAUGGUAGCAUACCUUUUUUUCCCAAGUACCAGACCCCAGACCAGUUGUUUAAAUGUUUUUAAGAUAGCCUCUCCAGUAAUUCUUCUGCCUUCUCAUUGAGGGUGAAACAAACUUUGUAAUCUUGCAAAAGUCCUGCAAAACCACAUAUGAUGCUAAGCUUCGGCCUUGAUGAGAGUUGAUGCUAUACUCUUGCACACAACCCAGUGAACUUCCAGAACUGGUCCUUCCAUUCAGCUCAUUAGUCUUCAGUAUGCUAUUGUGGAAUUUUGACCUGUGUGCAAGAAACUUUAAGCAUUUCUUUUAUAUGAAGGAACAGAACAACAUUCUGAACUCCAAACACAGUAAUUCAAGGUUGUUUUGAAAUUAGCUAUGUUCCAUUCAUAAAUACUCAGUAGCAUAGAUAAGCUCUGCUAGUACAUUUCCUGAUCCUAUAAAUGGUCAUCACAUAACUGAUCAGGGUUUGCUCAGUCAAAGCAAUGUUUUGGUGCCACAUUGCGUGUAACUUGUUCAAGAGCAAAUUAGUGAGUUUUGUAUUAACAGGCCACUGUGUUACUCUGAGCAUCUUUUUUAUGCCAGAUGAUGUGAGUGCAAUAUGUGCAAGUGACAGUGUUACUCUGGGAAUUAGCAUAACUUCCAUAACUUAUUGCAGAUAAAAGAUGUGGUGGGUGCACUGUCCUUGCCAGCUGCUUUAUCUGCUUGGUUGUAGUGUUUUAACAUGAUAGCAAGAAGGUAGUCUGGCAUAUGAUGUAACUAUAUGCUUUCAUUUAAGGCAUUUCUGCAAAAAGACCAUUUGUGUCUUAAUUUUUGUUGUAAAUGACCCUGAAGUUUUAAGUUAAUCCAAAGAAGUAAAAGGCAACUUGCUUUUGAAAUAGGAAUGAAAAGUGUACAGUAUGCUACUUGUGGAUUUCUCUAUUACCUCAGCAGGUAUCCUGCCAUGUAAUUAGUAGUGAUUAGUGCUAACUUAACCAGCUAAAUAGGUUCAGGUCUUAAGUGGCCUAUAGUAUACCAAGGCUGAGUUACUAUCCAAAAAAAGGAUAUUCCCCAAACUUUCAAAAAUGGAAAUGCUCUGUUAUAUGUACAUAGCUUUUUUUUUUUUUUGAAUGUCACCAUUGCUAUUACUUGUGACAUUUGACUGUGUCAGCAUACUCAACACUGGAUCAGUGAAAUGUUUUAUAAACAUUUCUGCAAGCCACUGGAACGGAAGUCUUUAAAAUUAGCUUAAAUUUAUCAUUCUCUUAUAUAACCUAGUUUAUUGGCUGACCUCCGUAAGUUUAGGUAAUGGCAACAGUGUUUUAAAGCUGUGUGUAUGAUGUACUGAAGUAGGCUUUUUCUUGUUUUUCUUACUCUCUUCCUUGGAAAAAGCAAUAAAACUGCUUUAUCUGUUGCCUAUUAGCAUGACAGGAAUCCUUUCCUUUGGAUAGUGAUUUUAUAGGAAAGUUUGUAUGCAUAUCACCAAGCCUAGCUUUUAAAAACAAAGUGUGCAGGAGUUAUUGACAAUAUAGUGUGGCAUUUUAUUUUAAAAAUUGGGGAAAGUUACAUAUUUUUUUAAAAAGUAGGUGUUUGAGUAAAUAAUGAAGGUACUUUUUUAAAAAUAAUAAAAAAAUUUAUAUGCCACAGUUUACAUAGACAUAUUUCAGAUUGAACAUAUGCAUUGUAUCUUCAGAUAUGGCAAUUUCUUUUAUUUUCUCAAAAUGCAUGUACAGUAACUCUUCCAUCUAGUUCCUGUGUUAGCUUACAGGGAUUCAACUUUAUACGCUUUCUAAUGUAAUUGAAUUGAAUUAGUUUUCAAAAAUUGCAGUUAAUUUGGAUAUCUUUAUUAUAAGUGAAUUAUUAAAUGUCUGAAAUGCAGCUUUGGCCUUUUCUAUUAAGUGAUCUAAGCAGCUCAAAGCUGCUUUCUUUAGAAUUUAUUGAAUUUGUAUAAGGGAAGGUACUAAAAUAAUUUUGUAAGUGACCUGUUGAAGCAUUCACUCUAGAGUGAGUGCAACAUUAAAAAAUAAAAAAGUGCAUGUCUGCUAAUGGCCUGCAAAUGGGGGAAUUUCUUCAGUUCAGAACACCAUAUAUGUAUAUAAAUCUAUGAAGAUUUGUGCAGCUGAAAGCCUGUUUUUACAUGUAAAUGUAUUCAUGGAAGGGUUAAAUUCAUGGCAUUCUUCAAUUAUUUCUUGCUUCUAGUAAUUAAACUGCUACUUUUUUGCACAUAGUAAACUUUGCUCAUCUUUUAAUAUGAUUAUCCAGAAAGUGCUGUUUCUGUGGUAUUGUAUUAUCUAAAUAAUCAUAUUUAACUUUUUUUUUUUGAACAAGCUUACAGUUCCUAAUUGUUCUGUUUCUGUGAUUUUUUUUUUUCUGGUGUGUAAUAAAAAAAAAAGUUUUUCUUUAAAUAGUUAUUUAAUACAUUAGUUGCCUGUAAAUAUUUCUUGUUAAGUGCUCUGGAAUGUGUUGUAGAAGUUGUAUUAGAUCAGUUUAAAGCAUUGUUUGAAAACCAUUUUGUUUUGGUUAUUUCUAUUAAAUUAGAAAAAUG
Messenger RNA from Cygnus atratus (black swan), 8102 nucleotides. It is a transcript of the gene TRIM33, whose product is annotated as tripartite motif containing 33. NCBI's taxonomy places the organism in Eukaryota, Metazoa, Chordata, Aves, Anseriformes, Anatidae. The transcript is spliced from 20 exons. Gene Ontology annotation, molecular function: protein binding; zinc ion binding. The record is from RefSeq and is a predicted model, not a curated record. Bases 1 to 3279 code for a protein of 1092 amino acids.